This is a messenger RNA of Aspergillus saccharolyticus JOP 1030-1, 1661 nucleotides long. RefSeq names its product Zn(II)2Cys6 transcription factor domain-containing protein. The record is from RefSeq and is a predicted model, not a curated record. Gene Ontology annotation, biological process: regulation of DNA-templated transcription. The transcript has 2 exons. Lineage: Eukaryota; Fungi; Ascomycota; Eurotiomycetes; Eurotiales; Aspergillaceae. Gene Ontology annotation, molecular function: zinc ion binding; DNA-binding transcription factor activity, RNA polymerase II-specific. The coding region runs from base 1 to 1539 and encodes 512 amino acids.
AUGCCUGGGACUGAGAGUAUACCCCCCCAAUUUCGUCCUGCAUACACGCGAUCCAAAACAGGCUGUCGCACCUGCCGUGCGCGACGGAUCCGAUGUGACGAAUUGCCAGGGGCGUGCAAAAACUGCACCUCCACCGGUCGAAAAUGCGACUAUGAUCUCCACCGACUCCCCGGGAAGCGGAAAUCAACCCUCCCCCUUAUCUUUGGGGUCGAGAGACAUGGGUGGAUUCUGACGUCGGAUGAACAGCGCUGUUUUUCGUACUUUCAGCACCGCACGGUUGCCAGUAUUGCGGAUCUGUUUGACUCUCCCCUCUGGGAAAGACAUAUUCUGCGAUUGAGCUGUACGGAACCUGCUGUUUGCCAUGCGGUUAACAUGCUGAGUGCGAUCCAGCAAGCGGCAGAGGCUAAUCGGAUGCGACUUAGCGGGGUACAGUCUGAGAAUAGCCAUUUGAUGUUCGCGUUGGAGCAGUCGGUCCGGGCAUCAGCCCUGUUGCGCCGCCGGCAGGGAUCCAACGAUCCGCAGCUGAUCCACACAAUUUUAACCUGCUGCCUGUUGUUUGUGAUUGGAGAGCAUAUGCGGGGCAACUUUGAUAUGGCCAUUAUACACGUUAAACACGGGAUGCAAAUCCUACGAGAAGCACAGUCUCGUGGGCAGAGGAUCGAUCCCGCUCUUGUCGAUUAUCUUCAUCAUCUGGACAUGGAGGCCGACCUAUAUCGCCAAAUUGUACAGCAGGAAAAUAUCGAACGCGAAGAGCCGGACUGGGUGACCAAAGAUGAUCCUAUUAUUAUCCAGAGCCCGGCCGAUGCCCGAGUAGCGUUCAUGAAGAUCAGCAAUCAUUCCAUCCGCUUCAUCGGCUACGCCUGGCAGUCGCCCAAAUCCAAGAUCCUCGACGAGUAUGACACCUUCUGGCUCACUCGGCAGCGAAUUCUCUCGCGGUACCAGCAGUUUACUCAGGCCCUCAAUCUGUUCUAUCAGGCCCACGCACAUACGCUGACGGGCAAAGAACACCGUGCUAUUGCAGUGCUCCAGCAUCUUGAGGUGGUUCAGACGGUCUCAUUGAAACUCACGCUCCAUGACAGCAGUGAUGCUAGUCUUAUAUCCGAUUUCACUACCUUGCUAUCGAGCAGCCUCACGAUUAUGAGCGUCAUCGCCCGCAGCACGACGACCUUGAUCAUAGAACCGCUGGUCAUCGGUGGUCUGCAUAUCGUGGCCACCCUGUGUCCGGACUUCGCAUUGCGGGUUCAGGCCCUCGACGCCAUGCGUUCCUGGCCCCACAGUGAGGGGCUGGUCAACUCGGAGGUCUGGGCCGCGCUCGCGACUGAGGCGCUCAAGGCGGACCUCCUGCAGCGAAUAGCCAAGGACGGCGAGAACCGGACCGGGGUGGCGUAUCCGACGGAGACUAAUCAAUUCUUGGUGGAGGUCCUGAGAUCAACUCAUACUGCGAAGGACUGGGCGCCUGUUCUUGCUAAGAACUUGGACAUUGGGGGUCUAUUAUCACCCUCAGGAUCAGAGUCUAUCCCAGAAGCCUUGCCUAAAUAAAACAAAGGCUGAUCCAGUUUAAGUAGGGGCUGCUGGCUAUUAAUUUACUGAUUACUGAUGAUCAGUACAAUCGAUUAUAUCAAUCCGGGUUGAUCUAUAUACAUAUAUUUAGACUAAGGAUC